Meloidogyne enterolobii is the source of this 222-nucleotide messenger RNA. The record is from the annotation of a GenBank genome assembly. Lineage: Eukaryota; Metazoa; Nematoda; Chromadorea; Rhabditida; Meloidogynidae.
AUGAUAAAGAUAACUUUUUCGCGUGAUGAACGACUUGGUUGGUUAACCUUUUGCCCUUCCAAUUUGGGAACAACAAUACGUGCCUCUGUACAUAUUAAAUUACCAAAAAUUAGUUUGAAAGAAAAUUUAAAAAAAAUUUGUGAAGAAUUAAAAUUACAAAUUAGAGGAAUUAAUGGAGAACAUACAGAAACCGAAGAAGAAAACAAUGUUUUACAUUUCUAA